AUGGAUUCUGGGUUGCUUCUUCUUCUGGCUGCCCUUCUUGGGCUCCUGCUCUUCCUGACACGGGGUACUCCUUCUUCCAGAAGAGGCCACCUCCCACCUGGCCCGAAACCUUUGCCCCUUUUGGGCAAUGUGCUGCAGAUGGACCGUCGUGGACUCCUGAAAUCCUUUCUGGCGCUUCGGGACAAGUAUGGGGAUGUAUUUACCAUCUUCCUGGGCUCUCGACCUGUGGUUGUGCUAUGUGGACCUGAGGCUGUGAAGGAGGCCCUGGUGGAGAAGGCUGAGGAGUUCAGUGGUCGAGGACCCAUCGCCAUGGUUGAUUCAGUCUUUCAGGGGCAUGGGGUUAUCUUUUCCAAUGGAAAUACAUGGAAGACUUUGCGAAGAUUCUCUCUGGCUACCCUCCGGGAUUUUGGGAUGGGAAAGAGAAGCAUUGAAGAACGGAUCCAGGAUGAGGCUCAGUGCCUGGUGGAGGAACUCCAGAAGUCCAGGGGAUCCUUGAUGGAUCCCACCUUCCUCUUCCACUCCAUCACGGCCAACAUCAUUUGCUCCAUUGUAUUCGGUGAACGUUUCUCCUAUCAUGAUGACCAGUUUCAGGAGCUGUUGAACAAAUUCAAUGAAACAUUUACCCUUGCUAGCUCUGUCUGGGGCCAGCUGUUUGAGCUGUUUUCCAGCUUCCUAAAGUUCUUCCCUGGUCCACAUCGGCGCUGUCAGAGCAAUCUGGAGUUCAUCAAUGCCUACAUUGCAGACAAUGUGGAGAAGCACAGACAGAGUCUGGAUCCCAGUGCCCCCCGAGAUUUCAUUGAUGUAUACUUGCUCCGAAUGGAGAAGGAAAAGGGAAUCUCUGGCACUGAGUUCCACCACAAAAACCUCAUCCUCACUGUUUUGUCACUGUUCUUUGCGGGCACUGAGACAACCAGCACCACCUUGCGCUAUGGCUUACUUAUGCUUCUCAAAUACCCCUCAGUGGCAGAGAAAGUCCAAGAUGAGAUUGACCAGGUGAUUGGGAGAAACCGUACUCCAGAAAUCAAGGAUCGAGCCAAAAUGCCCUACACAGAAGCUGUCAUCUAUGAGAUCCAGAGAUUCAGUGACCUCAUCCCUAUGAGUGUGCCCCAUUGUGUGACUCAGGACACCUCCUUCAGGGGCUACCUCAUUCCCAAGGGCACUGAAGUGUACCCUCUCCUGAGCACAGUCCUGCAUGAUCCCAAGCACUUUGAGAAGCCUUAUGCUUUUGACCCCAAUCAUUUUUUGGAUGCUCAGGGAUCUGUGAAGAAGAAUGAAGCUUUUAUUCCCUUCUCUUCAGGAAAGCGAAUCUGCCUGGGAGAGGGCAUUGCCCGGAUGGAGCUUUUCCUCUUCUUCACCACCAUCCUACAGAACUUCUCUCUGAGCUCCUCUAUGGUUCCUGCUGACAUCGACCUCACCCCGAGGGAGAGUGGGGUGGGCACUGUACCUCCCACAUACACGAUUCAAUUCCUCCCCCGCUGA
Molecule: messenger RNA, 1479 nt
Organism: Gracilinanus agilis (Agile Gracile Mouse Opossum)
Lineage: Eukaryota; Metazoa; Chordata; Mammalia; Didelphimorphia; Didelphidae
Product: cytochrome P450 2B6-like
Exons: 9
Coding region: 1-1479 (492 amino acids)
Biological process (GO): xenobiotic metabolic process
Cellular component (GO): cytoplasm; intracellular membrane-bounded organelle
Molecular function (GO): oxidoreductase activity, acting on paired donors, with incorporation or reduction of molecular oxygen, reduced flavin or flavoprotein as one donor, and incorporation of one atom of oxygen; heme binding; iron ion binding
Source: RefSeq, a predicted model, not a curated record